ACUGGUUUUUUUAAUGAUAAAACCCAAAGUUGCCAAUGUAUUGUAUCUCUUUCGUGCUCUUCUCGUUAAUGAAGCGUAAACAUUCACCAUCCGACAAUAGCACAGGAGAACCAUCCUCCGUAAAAAAGCGCUUGGACAAGAGAAAGGGUAGACAAGGGCAACUAGAUGAGCAGCUGCUUCGUUUUUCCUGCAAAGAUGUUGACAUAAACAUUACUUCUCCUACCAUGCCUAUUGAUAACAGUUUUCGUGAUAUAAUUCUUAAUGCAAUGAACAACUAUACGCAUAGUUUCAAUGAAAGUAUUAAGAGCACUGUCAAGUUUCUGAAGAAACAUAAAAUACAUGUGGUUCGUAAAAAAAUGGACGAAAAUAUCGACAUAAUGAUGGUUACUUCACCCAUACAAUACUUGGUUGGGGUUCUUAAUGGAAAAUUGGAGAAUAAUUUUGUGUUGCAUUCAGAUAGGCAUCCAAAUCUCACUGCUAUUCCAAAAGACAUGCUAUUGCUUUACGCUUUUAGUCAAGUCUAUGGGUAUACAAUCUACUGCUUUUCAAGUAGGUCCAAACCAGCAAUAAUUCAUCCCAACAACAAGCACCGUCAAGACCGCUCUUUACCGUACCUUGGUGUGUUAAAAUCAAUUAAUUCGUAUACUGGUACUGUUGAAUGGUUUGGAUUGGAACUCAAAAACAGACCCAAAGAUAUGUCAGGUGAUACCACCCCCACCAGUGAAAUUCUCAAGAAUAUUGUAGCUAAAAAACGAGCCACAGACGAGAAAAAACCUAGAGCAAAGAGACAAAGUGUCUCCUCUGUUAUAGAUGAUGAAAUAAUAAGGCUGCUUGUUGAAGAAACGAACACAUUAUAUCAAAAGAAAUGGUCCAAGUUCAAAAUUGACAAGCACAAAACCUUAUCUGAAAAUAUACAAAAAUUUUCGUCAACUUUAUCAACGAAACAGUUUCCAACAGGCUCUGCUGGUAUUGUAAAAACAAAGAUUGAGCAGUUGAUCAGGCAAAAUCACUUUCCGACCGUUAAGCUUGAAGAUAUACCAACGUCAGCAUUGUGGGUGCAACAAAAAAUCAAUCGACUCAAACAAAAUGGCAAAAUCAGCAUCGAUAAAUGUAUCAGUGACUUUAUUAUGGGUUUAAACUUAGAAUCAUCAAUACAAGAUAGUGCGUCUGAGGAUACAGAUACGGCAAUCGAUGAAAAUGAAGACCAAGAUGUAGAAGAUAAUGCUUAUAGAACAGUCAAUAGAAGCCUAAAACGAGUAAUUAAUAAAGACUUGGACUAUAGCAUCUUUUUGAAAAAGCUCGAAGAUCUGCAAGAGAUCUGUGAUAAAUGCUGUUCGGGCCUUUCGAAAGCAACGGAGAUUUUGGUUGACGGUAUUACAUCAGGUGAUAUUCUUCCUUCUAGAGAGCGCACCUUUUUUGAUUUUCAAUUCAUUGAUUUGCCCUCACUCGAAAUUGAAACUGGCCAAGAGAAAAUCGCGAUUAUAGAUGACAGUGAUGAAACAUUUUUAAAGCAAAGUGAUAUAUUUACGUUUAAAGGCUUUUGGAAAUUGCUUUCCAGUUCAGUAGGUAGAAAAAAACCACACGAGUAUAAACACCCGGUGAUUGACUACGUAUCAAGAAAAAUAUCAAGCGAAAACUAUUGUGACUUUACAACCACACCAACUUUAGUUUCUGCGUGUAAACAGUUCUUUACCAAUUUUUCAAACAUGUGGACCUAUCAAAGAUUUGUUUCUGAUUUGAGAGUCACACUUACCCUUAUUUUACGCUUGCAUCUUUGUCCGAAGAAAUCCCAUCGUCUGAACCAUCCACAUGCAUCAAAGAAGCAGAAACAAAAUUCACAAAAAUCCCUCAAAACAGUUAAAAAGCGACACCAAAAAAGGGUCAUGAUAGAUUUGUUUGACGCGAUUGCAAAAUAUAACGCAGGAAAGCUGAACAAAAUACAUGUUGUGGAGAAAUUUAUCGACGGUGUUUUCAAUUCUUGUGAGAGGGGCCGUUCAGAUUUGGAACCACCUGUAAAUAAAGAUGAUAAUUCCAACGAAUUUGAAGAAGACGCCGAAGAUUUUAAUGAGAAUGACGAAGAUUUAGUAAUAAUUGAUAAUGUUACUGAGUUAGAUACCAAUGAUAACGAUGUCAAAGACCUGUCAGCCAAAGAGAUUAAAGCUUUGUGUGCAGUAUGCACAAUGUUGAUUACGUCCCCUUCCAUCGAAGGAAAUGUAGACGCAGCCUAUAUCAAAAAGCAACUUUAUUACGAUAAGCAAGAAUCUAUACCCGCCCAUGCAUUAGACACUUCUGCUAGAAUAGUCAACGAGUUACGACUAAUAAGUUGUAAAAAAGAUGAGAAAAACGCUUUCAGAUUUUUUCAGAUGCGCAAAAUCAGAAACUCGUUGGUCAAGUUUAUUGGUCCGACAGGUACAAGAUUUAAGGAAAACCGAAUGUUUCCAAAAAAGAUCGAAGAAAAGCAAAAAAUGUCUAUUAAUGUUGAUACCAGGACUUUAUAUCUUUUAUUUGCUAAAGAGUACAACAUUUUCAAGCUCGAUGGUGUAAAUAUGUUUACGAGUUCGGCAACAAUCAAAUCCAUAGAGGACAAGAAGGCGGUUUUUUCAAACUUUUUCAAUUUAAACAUGAUUGAAAGAAUUAUCCAGGAACAAAAACUAACCCCAAUCACUGUGAAACUUUUUAUCGGUCCAAUUUUUUAAAAAAAAUGAAAAAGUUAGACCGGCGGUAACGGUCCAAAAAUUGGACCGAUUUUAUAAAAAAUCGGUCGCAU
Messenger RNA from Mucor mucedo, 2767 nucleotides. RefSeq lists its product as uncharacterized. The transcript has 5 exons. Bases 36 to 2696 code for a protein of 886 amino acids. Lineage: Eukaryota; Fungi; Mucoromycota; Mucoromycetes; Mucorales; Mucoraceae. The record is from RefSeq and is a predicted model, not a curated record.